AUCGAAUCUUUCGAAGAUAAAUACCAAAUUAGAGAGGAAGAAGAAUCUAUAAAGAAAUUGAAUAUUUCUAAGGCUUGAGGCCAAGAUUGGAGUGGGUAUAUAUAAUGACUGAGGAAGAAUCUUGAAAGUACAUUUCAAUAUUGCUCCAUAUUAUUGUAAGCAAUCACAAGGGUUCCCAAUUGAAAAUUCUCUCUCUCUCUCCUCUUUCUCUAGAUUUCUCCUUGUUUCACUGCUUCAUGUCUGAAGAGCCCUUGUAGCUUUUUCUCUUUCAUUUCAAAUUUCAAAGUGAAAAUUUCCCAUUUCUCUGUAUUCAAUCGACCCACCAAAGAAAAGAAAGAAACCAUGUCUUCUCCAAGCAAACGCCGAGAGAUGGACUUGAUGAAACUGAUGAUGAGUGAUUACAAGGUGGAGAUGAUUAAUGAUGGGAUGCAAGAGUUUUAUGUAGAUUUUCAUGGACCCAGUGAAAAAUGCAAGGAAAUUGAUAAAGAAAAGUCACAAUGUGAUGAGUUUCUGGCAGGUCCUUAUCAUGGAGGCGUAUGGAGGAUAAGAGUCGAACUUCCGGACGUAUACCCCUAUAAAUCUCCUUCAAUAGGAUUUGUUAACAAAAUUUAUCACCCCAAUGUUGAUGAGAUGUCUGGAUCGGUUUGUUUAGACGUUAUUAAUCAAACUUGGAGUCCCAUGUUUGAUCUGGUAAAUGUUUUUGAAGUGUUCCUACCGCAACUUCUUUUGUAUCCCAAUCCGUCAGAUCCUUUGAAUGGAGAGGCUGCAGCCUUGAUGAUGCGUGACCGAGUUGCUUAUGAACAAAGAGUAAAAGACAUCCAAUAUAAUUGAAACAAUAUAGUGAAGAUUAGCAUGACCCCUAUGUAAGGAUGACACGCUUAAAUCAAGUGCUCGGCAUCUUUUCAAGUGGAUUACUAUUAACUUGGAAAAGCUGCUUUUGGUUCCAUUGGAAUUUUAUUAUCAACUCGAUCUUCUUCCAUUACUGCAAGACAUUCUUUGGCUUGGCUUCACCUUUAUACAUUUUGGGAUAGGAUACUUGUGUCUAUGAUGUUUGUUCUCCUAUCCUACUAGCUGCCAUUACUAUGGGCGGUCCCUAGGCUCAUGACUACUCUCAAGAAGUGCUUGAUUGUCAUUUCAUGGUAUCUUUCUUCCAUGAUCGUUUGAAUACUUGGGGAGAGAAUGAAAGGUAAAGACUUUUCUCAAUGGGCCAUUGCAUUAUCUUGUUGACAAUUACAAAGGAUGAAAGGAGAAAGACAAAGGAGUUACUCUCUUGGUAAAAAGACUUUCCAAUUGAUUGAGAAAUUCUCUUGAUAAAAGCUCUGAGUGGACAAGCAAAAGAAACUUAGAUGACAACCUGAUCUUCCCUUCUAACCAAAUACCCUACCACAUAGCUAUUUGUCAUUCACGUUACUUGAUUCUGCUUGGUGUCGGGAGAUCGAAACAUGGUGUUGAGGUGAGGAUAUGUGUUAUUCAAAAGAGAAAAAGGAUAUGAUAAUGAUAUUUGCCUUGUUUAUGGUAUCGCUGCUAGUCUACCACCGCCAGGCAGUGGUACUAUCUUCGGCAGUGGCAGCAUAAUACGUGAAUCGUAGAGUAGUGCGACGACAGUGAUUGUUUUGGAGUAAGUUCCUUCACCAGAAUUGGGUGAAAUCUUUUUGUAUCCUAGAUUUUCAGGCUUUUGUUUUUCUGAUCUGAGAGAUCUUUUUUUAUUCUGAUGUGUGAUAGUAAUUAGAUAGUUUCCGAGUCGAGUUGGAUUACUCUUGCAGAAGAGUUGGUUCGAGGGGAAAUGAAACAUGUCCGUGCAGUCAUUUCUUUGAUGAAAUCCUUAUUGAUCUUCUUUGUUGCUUUUUCACCUUGUGAACUUCAUUGAACAUGGCCAUUGUAGCAAUUCUUCCAUCUCAUCUUUUACAGAAUACUGUGAAAGAUAUGCAAAGCCAGAAGACACAGUAGCUGCACCCGACGAAUCAAGCGACGACGAAGAACUAAGUGAAGAUGAAUCUGACUCUGGCGAUGAGCAAGUCGUGGGACAAGCGGACCUGUAAGGGUUCAUUUCGAGUGUCUUUCACUGUACAAAGUGUCUCUGCUUGAAUACUUUCUUCUGUUCUAUCAUGUAUAUAUUUAUUGGGGAAAAAAAGAAAAGAAAAAAGAGAUGCUGGUUUAUUGUUGCAAUUACUCUAUUGGCUAUUGCUGGAAGAUUAUGUUAAGACUUUGUAAUACUAAUCUGGCUUUGCUUUGUUGAGAUGAUCAAAUGUAACCAUAAACUACUUCUACAAUUGGAAAUUGAAAUCAUUGUCUAAAAUAACAUAUCCUAACA
Benincasa hispida (wax gourd) is the source of this 2311-nucleotide messenger RNA. RefSeq names its product ubiquitin-conjugating enzyme 6 (gene UBC6). The record is from RefSeq and is a predicted model, not a curated record. Lineage: Eukaryota; Viridiplantae; Streptophyta; Magnoliopsida; Cucurbitales; Cucurbitaceae.